AGUAGAACACUGGCUUAAAAAAAAAGUGACUGGCUCGAAGCCAAAAGGGACAGUGACUGAGCGUUUAAACAUCCUCCAUCCUCUGUGCACAGUCUGCAUUUCUCAGCAAAGGGGUCUCUCCAUCAUUGCCCUAUUGCAUACAGCGACUGAAGGGUUAAAGAGAGCUGGGACUUCUCUGCUAGCUCCCCAGGGGCAUAUCAUUGCUGGGACAAUAAGAACUGGGAGCUUUUGUGAAGUCUGUGGACCUGAAGGGGUUAAUGAGAGCAGCCAAUCCUGCCUGUGUCCUGUUAGAGCUGAGACAGACCUGCCCAGCCAGCUUAGCAACUUUCACACCGUGCGUGCAGUGCGCAAGGAGCAGAGAGAUUUCUGACAGUCUCAGGGAAUAACUACAGCAUAGCUCUCCCCAUCCACCUCCGAGCGCACACUGCCUGGUCCCCGGGGGAGCAGCGAGGAGGGGAUGUAGCCCUUCCUGCAUUGGAUGGAUUUAGGAACUCUGGGAUUGAACCUGCACCAAGCCUGGACAGCCAUCGGCAGGGAACAGUACAAGGACUGAUCGGAGCACCGUCUGCUGAUCGCACUCUGCCCAGCGGGGCAAGCGGCUCGGAGUCACAGUGACCAGAGAGGAAGCCAGUGCCAGAGAGCUCAGGCAUCCCCCUGCAGGAAGGCCUGAAGUUUCUGAGAUGAGGCUGCUCCAGGAUGACUGAGAUCAGCAUAAAACCUGGUGAGCUAGAGCUCUUUCACUGGUGAAGCUGGAACGGUGACUUUCCCACUGAGUCCCAGACUGUUUAUUCCUUAGUUCUUCAUUGCCCAUUGUGAACUUUCUGCAAGGCUCAGCCAUGACUACCUCUGCCUUGCGCCGGCAGGUAAAAAACAUUGUGCACAAUUAUUCGGAGGCAGAGAUCAAGGUGCGUGAGGCGACCUCCAAUGACUCUUGGGGUCCACCCAGCUCCCUGAUGUCUGAGAUUGCAGAUCUGACCUUCAACACAGUGGCUUUCGCAGAGAUCAUGGGGAUGAUCUGGAGGCGGCUGAACGACAGUGGCAAGAACUGGCGCCAUGUCUACAAGGCACUGACCCUGCUGGACUACCUCAUCAAAACCGGAUCAGAGAAGGUGGCCCAUCAGUGCCGGGAGAACCUUUACACCAUUCAGACUCUGAAAGACUUCCAGUACACAGACCGUGACGGCAAGGACCAAGGUAUAAACGUACGGGAGAAAGUCAAGCAGGUCAUGGGCCUGCUGAAGGAUGAGGAGAAGCUGAAGCAGGAAAGGGCUCAUGCCCUGAAAACCAAAGAGCGCAUGUCCACUGAGGGCACGGGCAUCAGCAGCAGCCAGCAGCUCUCUUAUGGCAGGCGGACAUCGCAGUAUGGAGAAGACUAUGGCAGGCCGAGGGGGUCUCCAUCAUCCUUUAAUUCCUCUUCCUCAUCCCCUCAGCACACCUCAGACCUGGAACAGGCAAGACCCCAGACGACUGGAGAGGAGGAACUGCAGUUACAGCUUGCACUAGCCAUGAGUCGAGAGGAGGCUGAGAAGGAAGUGAGGGCAUGCCAAGGAGAGAACUCACUGCUACAGAGGGCACUGGAAGAGACCCACAUGGGUAUUGAGGAGGAGGAAGAAGAGGAUAAGAUGAAGAAAAGUCAGUCCUCUAUUGCGGAGCUGGCAGACAUUUUUGGACCAGCGCCAGUAACUUCAACCCGUGUUUCAGCUGACCCAUGGGAUAUUCCAGGUCUAAAGUCCAAUGUGGAACCAGCAGGAGCCUCUUGGGUCCCCUCUGCAGACCCCUGGGCUCCAAUCCCUGCUGCUUCCGGGGAUCCUCUAAGCCAGAUGGCAGCAUCAAUCAACCAGACCUCCACAGGGCCUUGGGAUCUUCCUCCCAUAGUCUCCUGCUCCUCCUCUGACCCUUGGGAGAAGACCCCCCUCUCUUCAAGUCUGUCAUCAGCAGAUGCCUGGGUAAAGGCAUCCCCACCUUCUAAAGGUUCUGCUGAUGCUACUUCUGCUGCUGAUCCUUGGGGAGGUAUCGUUGACAGUCCUCCCAGGGCGGCUUCAGUUGAUGUCACUUUUGACUUGUUUGCAAAACCACCACAACCAACAGAGCAGCUGGAACAUGAGAGCUCACAGGCCCCAUCCUCUGUCAAGCCUACCAGCCCUGUUGAUUUGGACCUGUUUGGCGACCCGAUUCCCAGCACCAAGCAGAAUGGAGUUAAAAACACAGAUGUUUUUGAUCUUGCGGGCUUAGGAGACUCUCUUACUGACCCCAAUAAAGAAAGGAAAGAUUGUAAAACUCCAGAGUCCUUUCUUGGCCCAACUGCCUCCUCCUUGGUGAAUUUGGACUCCUUGGUGGUUGCCCCCGCAACCCUGAAGACUCAUAAUCCAUUUUUGUCAGGUCUCAGUGCACCUUCUCCCACAAACCCAUUCAGCACCAGUGACCAGAUCAAACCAACACUCAAUCAGAUGAGGACCAGCUCCCCAGUGCCAGGCAUGGCCAUGGGAAUGACCAUGAACUCCAUGACCUACAGUGCUUCACUCCCUCUUCCGCUCAGCAGCGUGCCAAUGACCCUCCCCGUCUCCAUGAGUGCCUUCCCGCAGGCUGGAGCAGGGCCGUUUCCACAGCUACCCAGUAACCUGCCUCAGCCUUUGUUGCCACUGACUGGCUCUGCUCUUCCCCCUGCCUCACAGGGGGUGAUGAACCCUUUCCUCUGAAGUCUCUGGAUCUGUGUUACGUGUAGUCUGUCUUGUCUCGCGCCCAGCUAUUAUGGAAAUCUUUGCAUGUUCUCAUGCAAAGGCCUUGUGGGCACAAGUUCAUUAGUUGUGAUGGAGGAAACCAUUCACCCAAAACUCCUAACCCAACACCUGCCCAGGUCACAGAGACACAGUUAGCAUGAAUCUCCUUGCUUGAAGUGCUAUAGAAGUAUUUGCUCCAGCAUGGUGGGUAAAGGACGGCUAGAUCUGCCUCUGACGGCAAUAAGGACACUCUUGUCAUCAGCUGGCAUUCCCGUGAUCUGCAGAGUAAAUGGAGGGUCCCUAAGAAAGGGCUUUAAUUAUCUAGGGCCCUCCACUCUCCAGCACCAUAUGCUGGUACAUUUUCUAGUCGCCAUAGAUCUCUUGGAGAUCAUCGUGGGCCUGUCAGUGGGAUAGAGGAAUCCUUCUGUAAUCUGCAUGGAAGGUGCAAUCACAUGCUGAGACUUGCAGCCCCAACACCUACUGGAGGUCAGGAUGUUCUCAGGCACAGGAGGAGUACUCCUUAAAAUCCCUUUCCUCUGCCAAGUAUCAGAGGGGUAGCCCUAUUAGUCUGUAUCCACAAAAGCAACGAGGAGUCCGAUGGCACCUUAAAGACUAACAGAUUUAUUUCGGCAUAAGUUUUUGUGGGUAAAAAACCACUUCUUCAGAUGCAUGGAGUGAAAAUUACAGAUACAGGCAUAAAUAUACUGACACAUGAAGAGAAGGGAGUUACCUUACAAGUGGAGAACCAGUGUUGACUCACUCUCACAGACCUUGAGAGGUAGGCCAGUCCUCGCUUACAGACGGCCCCCCGACCUGAAGCAAAUACUCACCAGCAACUACACACCACAGAAACACUAACCCAGGAACCAAUCCCUGAAACAAACACCAUUGCCUACCCUGUCCCCAUAUCUACUCUAGCGACCCAUCAGAGGACCCGACCACACGAGCCACAUCAUCAGGGGCUCAUUCACCUGCACAUCUACUAAUGUGAUAUAUGCCAUCACGUGCCAGCAAUGCCCCUCUGCCAUCUACAUUGCCCAGACUGGAUAGUCUUUACGUGAAAGAAUAAAUGGACACAAAUCAGACAUUAGGAAUAGUAACAUACAAAAGCCAGUAGGAGAACACUUCAAUUUCCCUGGACAUUCUAUAGCAGAUUUAAAAGUAGCCAUCCUUCAAUGAAAAAACUUCAUAAACAGACUUCAAAGAGAAACUGCAGAGCUACAAUUCUUUUGCAAACAUAACACCAUUAAUUUGGGCUUGAAUAGGGACAUUGUAGUGGCUGGCUCAUUACAGAAGCAAUUUUCCCUCUCUUGGUAUUGACACAUUCAUCAAUUAUUGGGAGUGGCUCAUAUCCACCCUGAUUGAAUUGGCCCUGUCAACACUGGUUCUCCACUUGUGAGGUAACUACCUUCUCUUCAUGUGUCAGUAUAUUUCUGCCUGCAUCUGUAAUUUUCACUCCAUGCAUCUAAAGAAGUU
Messenger RNA from Gopherus flavomarginatus (Mexican gopher tortoise), 4193 nucleotides. RefSeq names its product epsin 3 (gene EPN3). The coding region runs from base 837 to 2696 and encodes 619 amino acids. The transcript has 10 exons. Gene Ontology annotation, cellular component: endosome; plasma membrane; clathrin vesicle coat. Lineage: Eukaryota; Metazoa; Chordata; Testudines; Testudinidae. Gene Ontology annotation, biological process: endocytosis. The record is from RefSeq and is a predicted model, not a curated record. Gene Ontology annotation, molecular function: clathrin binding; phospholipid binding.